Symbiodinium pilosum is the source of this 885-nucleotide messenger RNA. NCBI's taxonomy places the organism in Eukaryota, Dinophyceae, Suessiales, Symbiodiniaceae. The record is from the annotation of a GenBank genome assembly.
AUGAUGGCCGCGCCCUCCGAGGGCGUAACGGCACAGCAUCUGCAGAGCCAUGGAGACAUCAUUGCCAGGGAGUCGCCGGGAGACAGCGUGAGCUGCCUGGCAUGGUUGAUGAUCUCCAAAGAAGCUAUUUUCCAGUUGCAGACGCAGCAGGAUACGGAGCUGGGCUCCCACAGUGCUCCAAUCAGAUAUGUCUCAACCUUGGAGGACCAGAACCUCAUUGUCUCUGGCAGCUGGGACAAAACAUUACGGUUCUGGAGCCCGCAGCAGCCGCAGCCUGUGAACACAGUGCAACUACCAGAUCGUGUCUUUGCCAUGGACAUAAAGUUCCCACUGAUGGUAGUGGGCCUUGCUGACAGGCAGAUGCUCACCUUCGACCUUAGCCAAGGUGGAGCAAGCCUUCAGACACCAAAUUCUACCAUUUCCAGUCCGCUGAAGAUGCAGACGCGGACAAUCUGCUGCUUCCCAAGUAAGGCCGGCUAUGCCGUUGGUGGCAUCGAGGGCCGCUGCUCAGUGAAGAACCUGCAGGACCCUUCCAAGACCUUUUCCUUCAAGUGCCACCAGACAACAACGUCUGCCGGGUCAGUGAAUGGCUGCUUGAACAGCCUGAGGAAGUAUCUUGCAGUUUUUUGCUUGGACUUUCAUCCGGUCGACACAAGCACCCUGGUGACUGCGGGUAGUGACGGUGCCUUCAUCGCCUGGGAUACAGCCAACAAGAAAUGCCUGAGGCGCUGUGAUGCCAGUAAGACUUCCAUCAGCGCCUGCCGCUUCAACGCUGCUGGCAACCUCCUAGCCUACGCGGUCUCUUACGACUGGAGCAGGGGCUGUGAGGGCUUCCAGGAUAACCUGCCAAAGCAGGUUGUCAUCCAUCGGUACAAGAAGCAGUGA